Molecule: messenger RNA, 2943 nt
Organism: Saccostrea echinata
Lineage: Eukaryota; Metazoa; Mollusca; Bivalvia; Ostreida; Ostreidae
Product: mucin-2-like
Exons: 7
Coding region: 1-2943 (980 amino acids)
Source: RefSeq, a predicted model, not a curated record
AUGGAAUACACCAAUGCUUUCUUGUCCUCACAGUUGGUAGUUGGCGACUAUGACGUGUCGGUGAAGCUACUAGAGUACAAUAGAGACUCGGACCAUUGCUGUGAUGGUUUUUUAGGACUUCAGAUUCUGAACUGCAAAGGAAAAAAUACAGAUCAGCGAGCUGAUGACAAAAAUCAUUUUUUAUUCCCCGAUAUUCCUGCAUUGAGAGACCAUGCUGUUUACACCUGGAAGAACAUCACGAGUCAACCUAAUUUCCAAAUAUCAAUAAACGUCUUUGAAUAUGACUCGAGAAGUUACUAUAAUGAUAUUGGAGUGACAAACUACACCUACAAUGGAAAUAAUGCUACAGUACAAACUAUCACAACGAAUCCUGGAAAGAAAAACGUACGGAUAAAACUACAAUUUACGGUGUCGUGUUCGCUACAUUUUCUGGGUCCACAAUGUGAUCAGAAAAACACUAUAGCCAUGAAUUCAACGACUUCAACAGCAUUGACAGACACACCAUCAAAACCUUCUUCAUUUGCAAUGACUACUUUAAUUAAAACCACUGCACUAUCCAAAUCAACAUCUGCCAAACCAACAACAACACGACCUAAAAUAUCUAUUUCAUCAUCAACAAAAACAAUACUAUCGAAUACAACAACCUUUAAAGUGACAUCAAUACCAACACCAGUAAUUACAAUCAAAGCAAAGACCACAUCAACAAAAGUUACUAAACUAACUGCAACCAUACCGACAACAAUCAACAAACAUAUAGGUCCGUCAACAACAAUUGCAAUACCAACAACCAAUAAAUCAAUAGUGACAACAAAAAGACAACAAACAAAAACAACAAAAUCAACUACUUCCAUGUCAACAACCAUCAUACCACCAACGACCAGACCAACAACAACAGCUACAAAACACAAAAACACCACACUGACAGCAAUCGCACCAACUACGACCGCAGCUCCGUCAAAAUCAACCACAACGAAAACAGACUAUAAACCAACAACCACGACUAUAAUCACUAAUACACCAUCAACAAUCACUGAACGAAAAGCCACAAUAACAACCCAUAUCCAAAUAACAACAUCUACACCAAAAACAAUCACAAACUCAUCUAGAAUAGACACAAUUUCAACAUCGACUAGCCAAGAAAAAAGGUCAAUAAAUCCUAAAGCGACAACUAAUAAACCAAAAACUGCAAACACAACAACUACAAUAAGAACAGCUUUACCAACAACAACGAGUAAACCAAGAAUUACAAUUGCUCAUCAAACAACAACGAAACCAACAACAAUAACUACCCCAACAACAAAAUCAACAACAAUCACAACACAAACAUACACUUCCCCAUCAGUAACAACAACACCAUUAGCAACCACAUCAUCAAUAACUACACCAACAUUCAGUAAACCAUCAUCCAUUGCAACACUAACCAUACAACCAACAAUAAUCGUAGAAUCAACGGUAGCCACCAUGCUACCACCAGUAACAAAGCCAACAUCACCAACAUCAACCACAUCAUCAGCAACUACUACACUUAAAGCAACACCAAAAACAGCAAGAACAUCGACAACAUCUUCUUCAUCAACAAACACAACACAAACAACGACACCGACGACAUACACACAACCCAUAACAACUGCACAUUCAACAGCAGCCACCAUUCUUCAGAAAAUAACAACGACAAAAACAACUCCAACAAAAGCCAAUUCACUAACAACAUAUGAAUCAACAAUAACACCUAUAACAACCAGACAACUAGCAACAACAGUACAGCCCUCAGCAACCACCAUUCCAUCACCAAUAACAACUACUGCAACAAAAAUUUCUACACCCACAACUACUACACCAACGAAAACAAAGUCAAAAGCAACGCCCACUACACAAAUUACAACAAUCACUUCACCUUCGCCAACAAGCACUACCUCUGCAACCACAAUACAACUAACAACAAAAGUUACAAAAUCAACCACUCCUUCAACAGUAUCAACAACUAACAAUGUACCAACAUCUACUUCAAGGAAAACAACAAUUAUGCAAAAAACCUCAACAAGACCAAAGUCUUCGAUUUUAACACCAAAGAAAACAAAAAAUUUAUCAGUAUUAGCGACUGCAACAUUAGCGACUCCAUCAAAAGCUAUUGUAACUUCAACAAAACUUAUCAAAUCCCCAAACACUCUAACCCCUUUAUUAAGUACUACGGCACAAAUAAGAAAUUCCAUGUUUUCGAAAUCAGUAACAGUAACUAAACAAUUAGUAUCAUCAACAAAUGUAAAUAAAACUCCCAAACAAGCAAAGAAAAGCACAACGCCUUUAACAACAACUACAAGAACAAUUUCGUCAACUCCGACAACAAUGACUGUGACAAGUGAAAUAUUAACAGUUCCCAAAGAGAAAAUUACACCACACAGCACUGGAGAUCAAAAGCAAACUAUAAGGAUAUUUGGCAAAGUGUCAAAGGAACAACUUCUACAACUGAAAGACAAAAUACAAAUAUAUUUGAAACAACUUGAUCAAAGAGACAUUUCAUCUUUGCAUAUAGCAUUUAGAGCUGAACUGGUGUUUAGUGAAAACAAUGACCCAGUGACGGAAGUACUGUAUACGUACAACUGCCUACAUUGCGACCUUCAGGAAGAACAGUUCAAGGACGGUAUUCGAUCAGCUCUUCAGACAUUAAAGCUAAAACAAUAUCAGGGGGAGGUCAAUCCAAAGAAGAAAAUCCUGAAUAACAAGAGUCACACCGGCCUGGUUGCUGGAGUUGCUGUAUCGGUAGUGUUGCUUUUAAUCAUCGUCAUAGGAAUCAUAGUCAUGUAUAGAAGGAAGAAGCAACAAAGGUCCAGAACCAAGAAUCAAGAUUUACAAAUGAAUGGACACAGUAACACGACGUUAGAUAUUAAUGAUACAGAAGACAUUGCAACCUUCAAGAAAGCCACGUCAGAAACAAAUGACCUCUGA